AUGACCCACAUAGAUAUAACGCGGUUUGGGCAUAGUAAAUGACAAACGCACUGGAUGAAUUUGUCAUUGAUAAAUUGACGCUUGGAUUGUGUCAUUCGUUCAAAGAUGAUGAUUUUCAUUUAUUCAAUCCUAUUGAUACCGUUCCUUCAGAGUUCAUUUGGGUGUAACAGUGGAUGGACCAGCUACAGAGGUAGAUGCUACUUCAUCAGUCAUGACCAGCAAUCGUGGGUUGCAGCAGAGGGAAUUUGCCUAAACCUCGGGGGUCACCUGGCAGAAAUAAACGACGAAAGGGAAAAUAACUUCUUACAGCAUUCGCUAGUUGACAUAGUCAAUAAACAAGCCUGGGUAGGAGGUACUGACGUGGGGGUGGAAGGAGAUUGGUUUUGGGCAUUAUCAAAGACAGACAUCUACCCGCCGAAUUACGUCAACUGGCAACCUGGUGAACCGAACAGCUGGAGUGGUCAUGAUGAAAAUUGCAUGGACUUAAGGCCUCAUGCUCUAGGAUGGAAUGACGAAACGUGCUCCGUGGCAUUAAACUACAUAUGUGAAACAUUAUAAAGAAAUGAAACUCCA
This is a messenger RNA of Dreissena polymorpha, 573 nucleotides long. RefSeq names its product galactose-specific lectin nattectin-like. The record is from RefSeq and is a predicted model, not a curated record. Lineage: Eukaryota; Metazoa; Mollusca; Bivalvia; Myida; Dreissenidae. Bases 106 to 558 code for a protein of 150 amino acids. The transcript has 4 exons.